Messenger RNA from Alternaria triticimaculans, 783 nucleotides. RefSeq lists its product as uncharacterized. The transcript has a single exon. The record is from RefSeq and is a predicted model, not a curated record. The coding region runs from base 1 to 783 and encodes 260 amino acids. Lineage: Eukaryota; Fungi; Ascomycota; Dothideomycetes; Pleosporales; Pleosporaceae.
AUGGCCAAAGACAAGCCUUCCGCGUUACUCGCGCUACCAGCAGAACUACGACUUCAGAUCUACAGCAACCUUCUCACCGAAACCCUGGAAAAUGGACGCACCUCCGAUGUCGGUGCUCUAUACCUAGCGUCCCGCACAACCUAUUCGGAAAUGAAGCCACUCGUCUCAACAGUCCAAGUAGCCCUCGACCUGAAGCGCGCCUGGGACCACUCUAGACGGCUCAGAGGCGAAGUCAGAGGACGGCUGUGCUUCCAAAUCCCAUCCUCACACACGUACAUCAAUCCGCUCACUGAGUUCGCCAUCACCGCACCGCGCGAUCGCAAGCGCAGAAACCCCGUUCAAAGGACUAAGCACAACAUGCUGCGUCGCACGGAAGACUUUGCGGUUUUCGGCCUUCGUCUCCUCCUCUGCCCUUUCGGUUUCGGAGUGGAACGUCGAUAUACCAAUAAACAACUCCUCGCGUCUAGCGAUUUCUUCUUCCGCACCUUCUACCAGAUAUGGGGAAAAGAGUUUUUGGAGAAGGCUAGGCUGAAGAGAUACAUUGAUCGGUUAACCUUUCAGAAAGAUUCCCACGUGGAGGAUAGAUUCAUUGUGAAGAUUGUGCACGGGAAGCAGUAUGGGGGCGUGUAUCUUCCUGCGUCUGGAGCUUUUUAUGGUCCGUGGUGCUUUCUUACUGAGGGGUCGACGAAGAGGCUGUGGGGAGUGGAUUUUAGGGGCGGAUUGAAGCUGCCGGGGUGGAGGCAUGAGCGUAUAGAUUGGUUUAUCAGGGGUAGUGCUAUUUGA